Molecule: messenger RNA, 1132 nt
Organism: Brassica oleracea var. oleracea
Lineage: Eukaryota; Viridiplantae; Streptophyta; Magnoliopsida; Brassicales; Brassicaceae
Product: deoxycytidine kinase-like
Exons: 2
Coding region: 257-676 (139 amino acids)
Cellular component (GO): cytoplasm
Molecular function (GO): deoxynucleoside kinase activity
Source: RefSeq, a predicted model, not a curated record
UACCUCUGACUCGAACAAAACACGGUCGACUCUCCUCUUCGCCGAACGGUGACUUUUGUGCUUCUUCCCAUGACCUGAAACGGUCUGAUUUACGACUUCCUCUUUAAUCCCAUUAUCUCGCUCCCUCACGAUGUGUCUUCAAAGCAUUCUUCGAUCUCAAAGGCGCUGUGGUUUCUGUAUAAAUAUAUGUGAGUUUUCUCCCUUUCAACUCAUCUUCUCUUCUUAUCUCUCAUAGUUCAUACUAAUCGAUUUUGAUAUGGCUAAUUCGGGGUUAUUUUUCUCCGAUUCGAGGGUUUUUUCCAUACCUGAUGGGUUUAUAUACUUGAGGGCGAGUCCUGACACUUGCCACAAGCGGAUGAUGCUUAGGAAACGAGCGGAUGAAGGUGGAGUGUCGCUGAAAUAUCUGCAGGAUCUGCAUGAGAAGCAUGAGAGCUGGCUCCUACCGUUUGAGAGUGGAAACCACAGGGUGCUCUCUUUUAGUAAACUGUCUUUGCAGAUGGAUAACUCCCUCCAUCCUGAUAUCAAGGACCGUAUCCUUACUUGGAAGGGAAUCAUAUGCAUUCUAGCAUCCAGAAGGUCCCUGCUUUGGUUUUGGACUAUUAACCAAAUAUUGACUUCAAGAGAGAUAUUGAAGCAAAAAGACAAUAAGUUCUUACUACUGUUAAUGUCAUCAUAACUUGAGUUACUGAUAUGUUCUUGAUUGGUAUUGUUGAAGGUACGCACAACAAGUUGCUGACUUCUUUGAGUUUGUGAAGAAGAAGCAAGAAACGUCGCAAGAGCGACAGACGCCGUUGCUGAUGCCUCCUCAUAAUGGAGGUCUCUGGAUGGGACCAGAAGGGAAGCAUGUCCCGGGGUUAGAACUCCCGUCUCUGGAUUUCAGGAAGGCCAUGUCGCUCUUAACCAGACUGCGAGAGACUCUCCCCCACUGUUUUGUUUGCUCUGAAGGAGCAUUGUCAGGGUUAUCAUUGAAUGUCAAUAGGUAUGGUCGGCUUUAUGUUUCUUUUGUUUUAGGAAACUUCUCUCUACGGCUUUUACACCCUCUCUUAGUUUAGUUAUUAACCCUUUUGUGUAAAGAAAUAUUUGAUGAUGUCUGGAUAAUUUUUACUUUUAAUGUGUUUUGUUCCUUGAAAUC